Molecule: messenger RNA, 227 nt
Organism: Nematocida parisii ERTm1
Lineage: Eukaryota; Fungi; Microsporidia
Exons: 1
Coding region: 1-171 (56 amino acids)
Source: RefSeq, a predicted model, not a curated record
AUGGCAAUAUCACUACAGAGUAUACUAGACAGUUUAAAUAUAAAUAAAAUAUGUGAGUUGGUUCGCUCCUGGGCAAACAUAUUUAUCAACUUAGUCAUGUUUUGUCUGGCCAAAUUCAGUGGGCUAAUAAAUAAGUUCUUUUUAGAGCCUAGAAACAAUGUAUUUGAAUAAAAUAUAUAUAUGCAGCUAGUAAUCAUUCUCUUCUACCCAGAAAAUAAAAUAUAACC